Molecule: messenger RNA, 597 nt
Organism: Trametes versicolor FP-101664 SS1
Lineage: Eukaryota; Fungi; Basidiomycota; Agaricomycetes; Polyporales; Polyporaceae
Exons: 4
Coding region: 107-376 (89 amino acids)
Biological process (GO): proton motive force-driven ATP synthesis
Molecular function (GO): proton transmembrane transporter activity
Source: RefSeq, a predicted model, not a curated record
CGACAUCCGCCCAGGCAAGCAACACUCACGGGCUCUUCAUCCGUUUCUGUCCUCCUCCUGGUGAUUCCCCCCUCCCUUCGUUAGUGCUCAGGUUAUCGCGGUCGGAAUGGCUUCCACUACGGUCAACGUCGUUCGGUACACCGCUCUCCUUGGUGGCGUUUUCUAUGGUAUUGCGCACCGCCGGUCACUACAAAAGGCUCAUGACGCCGAUGUCAAGUCGCACGCGAUCCACGAACGCGAGCACCUGAUUGCUGAGGCGAAGGAGGCAUGGAAAAAGAAGCAAGAGAGCCCCAAGGGUGGUGUUAUCACCAACCCUGAAGAUCCUCAGUUCGACCUUGAGAAGCUCAUUGCCAAGUGGGAGGCGGACUCGAAGUAACGUGGACGCUGUCUGUAUAUCCCCACCUAGAAUGCAGGCCUAUUCCGGAUAAGACUACGCCGUGCUCCGCUACUAGAACAGGCCCGGCUACUCAUGGGCAAAUCCCGUCCCCUGAUGCUCGCGGUCUCGUUGCCUCCAGUAUGUUACUCUACUGCGCCAGUGUGGCACCUACCCGCCAGCACGGCCCCGUUAUGCAUAAUUCUGUGCUUCCUGACACCCGU